GAGCAACAAGCAACCGACUACUCUCCUCGUUCAGUCCUCCCCUUUCUCCUCGGUAAUGGAGUCUCCAAACCCCGCUUCCUCUGCAACCCCCAAUCCUUUCGCCUUCUUCCACCAACAUUUUCAACGUCUAAGCUCCGACAUCUCUACCCGUCUCGACGAAACACGGCGAGGAAUCGCCAAAAACCUUUUCCCAUUUCAGCCACAUAAGCCCCAUCGUUGGUCAUUGCCUUUUGCUUCGUUGUCACAGCAACAACAAGACGACAACAAUCUUCGCAGCGGAAAUCAUGUGUUUGACUUGGCCCUAAGCACUGCCAAUGUGUCGAAAACGCUUGCUGGAACAGAGCUGUACACAGUCAGCAAUUCCGAUAACGAAUUCGUCCUGAUUUCUGAUCCUAAUGGACUCAAAUCAAUUGGGUUACUUUGUUUUCGUCAAGAAGACGCCGAAGCAUUUCUUGCUCAGGUUCGAUUGAGGAAAAGGGAGUUAAAAGGGCGAGCAAAAGUUGUACCAAUUGCACUUGACCAGGUUUAUAUGUUGAAGGUUGAAGGAAUUGCAUUUCGAUUUUUACCUGAUCCUGUUCAACUUAAGAAUGCAAUGGAGUUGAGAACUUCUAAUACCAAGAAUGGGUUUGAUGGAGUCCCUGUUUUUCAGUCAGACCUCCUGGUUAUAAAGAAGAAAAACAAACGUUACUGCCCUAUAUAUUUUCGAAAGGAGGAUAUUGAGAAAGAAUUGUUAAUGGUUCCACGAGGACCAAGAGGACCCGCCAUUUCACAACAUAUCAUGGUGGGAUGUUUGGAAGAUGUUUUGAAAAAAAUGGAGAUGAGUGAGAAAAAUUCUGGUUGGGAAGAUCUAAUUUUCAUCCCUCCUGGGAAAACAUUUUCCAGUCUUGUUGGAAAACACAGGGUUGUUAUCAUGGUGGUGUAUAGCCGUGUAGAAGAUAGUGACAAGGAUGAUGAUAUCACCAGAAGAUGUAUUUUGUAUAUUGGAAUCUUGAUUGUCGAAUGAAAGUCAUGCAUUUGAAUCCUUAAUAUGCUCUCUAUUUUUCAUUCUUUUUUUUGGUUCAUGUCAAUCAUAUAUUCUAUAGUUAUAUUUCUCAUCUUUUAGAUAAUAAAAACAAUAAAACGUGG
This is a messenger RNA of Lactuca virosa, 1125 nucleotides long. The record is from the annotation of a GenBank genome assembly. NCBI's taxonomy places the organism in Eukaryota, Viridiplantae, Streptophyta, Magnoliopsida, Asterales, Asteraceae.